Molecule: messenger RNA, 471 nt
Organism: Rotaria sp. Silwood1
Lineage: Eukaryota; Metazoa; Rotifera; Eurotatoria; Philodinida; Philodinidae
Source: the annotation of a GenBank genome assembly
AUGACUUAUAUUACAUAUCUUUUAUCUUUAUGUGAACACGGUGAUCUACAUUUACGUGGUGCAUGUGCAAAUUUACUUGUUACAUUAAUUCAAACAACAAUUCAUCUUUUAACACUAUCGUCAUUAACAAAUUCAUUUAAUAAUUCUUUUAUUAAUCAAUGUUCACUUGUAUCAACUGAUUCACAAGACAGUUCAAGUCAUGCAUUUACAAUCAUAGGAAUUGAAUUAUUAGAAGAUUCUAUGCAACAUACUACAAGUUCCUAUGUUCUUGCUAAAUUUGCUCUAGCUCAACUUAUAGAUGACAUUGAUUUUCGAAUAUUAACUUAUCUUGAACAACAACAACAAUUAAAACAACAGUAUCCUGAUAUACGUGUCCGUCAAGCAACUGCUUCGACUUUUGCUAAUGAUUUUCAAGCUGCUGUACUCGAUUUACUUGUUCAAUUACUUUUAAUUCGUGUUAAUUAUAGUUAA